Molecule: messenger RNA, 948 nt
Organism: Medicago truncatula (barrel medic)
Lineage: Eukaryota; Viridiplantae; Streptophyta; Magnoliopsida; Fabales; Fabaceae
Product: serpin-ZXA
Exons: 2
Coding region: 1-903 (300 amino acids)
Molecular function (GO): serine-type endopeptidase inhibitor activity
Source: RefSeq, a predicted model, not a curated record
AUGAAGAAGAGAGGGUUGAUGGUUGUCACUGUUGAGGAUGAUGGUGGAGGAGGAGGGCGGUGGGAGGAUAGUGGGAAGAUGACUUUUGCAACGUCACGCAGAGAAGAGAGGAACAAGAAAGGUGUGCCUGCCGAAGCGCUUAAAGAAGUGAAUUUAUGGGCUGAAAAAGAGACAAACGGUUUAAUAAAAAAUCUACUUCCACCCGGCUCAGUUAAUGACUUAACUGUGCUCAUCGGUGCGAAUGCACUGUACUUUAAAGGAGCAUGGGAGGAACAGUUUGAUAUUUCAUAUACAGAGGACAAUGAUUUUCAUAUUCAGAAUUGCAACUCUGUUAAGGUUCCCUUCAUGACUAGUUGUGAGGAGCAGUUUAUCGGUGUUUUUGAUGAUUUUAAGAUUCUUCGUCUUCCUUUUGAGCAAGGUGGAGGAAAGCGUCGAUUCUCUUUUUACCUUUUUCUUCCUGAUGCAGAAGAUGGAUUGUUAGAUUUGAUUGAGAAGCUAGCUUCCGAAUUUGAGUUUUUACAACACAAGCUUCCUAGUCGAAAAGUUAAAGUUGGUACCUUCCGGAUUCCAAGACUCAAUAUUUCUUUUGAGCUUGAAACGUCUAGUAUGCUGAAGGAGCUAGGAGUGGUUUUACCUUUUUCCGAUAUUGGAGGUGUGGCAAAAAUGGUGGAUAAUGAAAGCCUUGUUGUUUCCAAGAUAUUUCACAAGUCUUUUAUUGAAGUAAAUGAAGCAGGUACUGAAGCUGCUGCGGCAACUUUCGAAUGUAUGGGGUUUGGUUUAUGCUUAGACGACACUCCGAGGAUAGAAUUUGUGGCUGAUCACCCUUUCUUGUUUUUGAUCAGAGACGAUUUGUCUGGAACUGUACUCUUCAUUGGACAAGUUCUCAAUCCUCUUGACAUGUGAUCUUAAACUUUCCAUUAUGGAUUCAAUAGGAUCACCCAUAGAUAA